Molecule: messenger RNA, 2571 nt
Organism: Cheilinus undulatus (humphead wrasse)
Lineage: Eukaryota; Metazoa; Chordata; Actinopteri; Labriformes; Labridae
Product: zinc finger protein 501-like
Exons: 2
Coding region: 112-1476 (454 amino acids)
Biological process (GO): regulation of transcription by RNA polymerase II
Molecular function (GO): RNA polymerase II cis-regulatory region sequence-specific DNA binding; DNA-binding transcription factor activity, RNA polymerase II-specific
Source: RefSeq, a predicted model, not a curated record
CUUUGACUGCAAACCAAGGAGAAGAAGAAUGCAACCGCAGCAUCAUAAAGACUUAUCUGUUGUAGCUCAGCUUUUUCGUUUAAAACCUCUGUUUAUAACAAAUAAAAAAACAUGUGUUCGUCUGAUAAUUUGAGGGAGUUUGUCAUCGAUCGGCUAACUGCCGCUGCUGAAGACAUUUUUGGAGUUUUUAAAAGAACCAUCGUCGAGUACGAGGAAGAGAUCGAUCGACAGCGUAGACUGUUGGAUAUCGGUUGGAAACCUCACAUCAACUUGCACAGAAUAGAUGUCCCACAGCAACAUGAGUGUAAAGAGGAGGAAGUUGUGGCUGACCGACAGCUCUGUAACCAGGAGAGGAACUUCAGUCUGGACCAAGAGGAGCCAGAGCCUCCACAGAUUAAGGAGGAACAGGAGGAACUCUGCAGCAGUCAGGAGGGAGAGGAGAUCAUAGUGAAGCAGGAGACUGACACAUUCAUGUGGACUCCUACUCAUGAGGACAGCUACUGCAGUGAACCGGAACAACAAAAUGAACAGCAGCCCUCCUCUGAUAACUCCCAUGUUCCUGAGAAUCAAGAUCCCCUAGGAAGUGACAGCGAAGAUUCAAAAUCAAGUGGAACACCAGAACCAACACAAAAGAGAAGACGUAAGAAGAGAAGAACUGAGAAAACUAAAACAACAGAGGUUGAUUAUAAUCCUCACCAAAGUCAAAUAUCUUUCAAAUGUGCCACAUGUGGGGAAGAGGUUAAGAACAGAUCAGAAUUGCAGAUACACCAGCGUGUCCAUGAUGGUAAAGAGUUACAUUCAUGCAACAUUUGUGGGAAAAUGUUCAGCUUCAAGUCAGAUCUGACUAGACAUACAAGAUCCCACACAGGUGAGAGGCCUUUCUCCUGCAGCACAUGUGGGAAAGGAUUCUUUCAGAUCUCAAGCUUGAAUAUCCAUAACAGAAUUCACACAGGUGAAAAGCCAUUCUCCUGCGAGACAUGUGGCAAAUCUUUUGGAGAUAAAGGUGACUUGAAAAGUCAUAGGAGGAUACACACAGGUGAGAGGCCAUACUCCUGUGCUAUAUGUGGGGCAACAUUUACCCAGAGUAGUAAUCUGAACAAGCACAGAAGGAUUCACACAGGUGAGAAGCCAUUCACCUGUGAAAUAUGUGGCAAAUCUUUCGGAGAUAAAUCUGAAUUGAAAAUUCACAUGAGAAUACACACAGGUGAAAAGCCAUACUCCUGUGCUAUCUGUGGGGCGUCAUUUACCCAGAAAAAUCAUUUGAAUAAGCACAAAAGGAUUCACACUGGUGAAGAAAUAUAUUCCUGUGAAACAUGUGGCCAACUUUUUAAAGUAAGAGAAGAAUUGCAAGUCCACAUGAGAAUACACACAAGUGAGUGGCCUUUCCCUUGUGUUACAUGUGGGGUAACAUUUGCCCAGAAAGAUCAUUUGGAUAUGCACAAAAGAAUUCAUACAGGUGAAAUACCAUAUUCUUGAAAAGAAUGUGAUAGGUCUUUCAUAGAUGGUUGUGUCUUUGCAGUUCAUAUGAGAAGAGCUCACACAGGUGAGUGUCCAUAUCUUUGUAAGACCUGUGGGAAAAAAAUUCUUUAACAGAUCUAAUCUUACACAACAGCUGAAAUCACAUGCAGACAAGCAGGUGUGUGUUCACAGAUGUGGUGGAGAUGAUUGAGUUCCAGCUAUAGCUGCAUCUCUGUAUGAAAUACAAAAGAGUUUUCUUUUGAGAGGAGGUUCACAUUGUCUUAGUUUAAAGAUGCAGCUCAGUUUCAACGUUUCGUGCCAGGAUAAAUGCCGAAUUAUAGAUUAUACCUAUAAGUGAGCAAAUCCUUUGAAAGUUUUCUUGUAAUGUGACAGCCAUUGAAGAACUGAUUACAGUAAAAUUUUAGAUUUGAAAAUUGCCUUGUGUAUUUCAGACACUGAUAUGCAAUCUUUCCCUGAAGUCUUUAGGGCCAUAGUUUAGGUCAUUCAAGUGUGCUGAAUGGUUGGUUGGGAUGUGUUUACAACAUAUUUUUGCACAAUUAACAAAUACGUUUUUAAAAAUGUUAUUUAUUUUGUGUAUGUGUGAACAAGAUAAACUUCUUAAACUCAGCUUUUUCACAGUUAAAAUUUGAACAGUAUGAGAAUAAUCUCAAAUGGCCUGGAGAUUUAAUCCUGCAGAGCACAUGGAUUUGUCAAACACCAUGUCUGUCACAUAUUCAGGCAAUGGAUAUUUGAAACCAUCUAUCUGGCAUGUCAGGGCACUCAAGAUUACUAUUACAUUGUCUGAUGCCAUUUGACAUAAUGGAUUAGUGGUUGUUUUAAUUGAUCAGUGAGCCCAAAAUGAUUCAUCCAGUCCACCAUCACAUGUAAAAAUAAAACAUGAGGUUAGUUUUGUUGAUGUAUAAUCUACAGUAUUAUUUCUGGCCUUUGCAAAAACAUCAAUAAUAGAAGGUUAGCUCUAAACUUUGUUCAAGGACAUGAUGUGUAUGAAUUUUUAAGGUUGUUUUAUUCAUGUUAGAUUAUUCUAUUUCCUUUUUAUUUCUAAUGAAUUCAUGCAAUAUACAUCAAACUGUCAGACACUGUAUAAAAGCAAUA